GUAUUUAAGUAUUAAAAUGUUUUCCAAAAACAUCGGAAAAUUGAAAAACAUUAGUUUCCUCCAUACCAAGCACACCCAUAGUUUGCACUUUGUUGUGAUUGUGGUGUGAAAUUGACCUAAAAUUUCUUUUAAAAUGUGAUUGUUACUGAGUUUAUUAGCCGUGUUGCUGUGUGAAUUCACUUUGUUUUUACAGUUCUACUCUCUUUUGCGUAUUUUUUUUGUUUAAAGUAGCUGUGCUUGGUUUAGUUGUGAAAAUAUUGAUUUUAUUUAUUUAUUUAUAGAUGCUGAAUUUAGUCCGCUGUGAUUGUGGUGUGAAAUUGACCAAAGCUUUCUUUUAAAAAGCCAUACUGAAUGGAUUUAGUAGCCGUGUUGCUCUGUUACUUCAUUUCCCCCCAAGUUUUACUCUGUUUUGUGUAUUCUUUUUGGGGUUAAAGUAACUUCAUUUGGUGUUGCUUUGCAAUGUUUAUGAUUUCCUUUUUUAUUUAUUUAAAUUUAUAGUUGCUGAAUAUAAGCAGCCGUGAUUGUGGUGUGAAAUUGACCUAAAAUUUCUUUAAAAUACGAUGCUGACUGAAUUUAUUGGCCGUGUUGCUGUGUAAAUUCAUUUUUUUCCAGUUUUACUUUGUUUUGCGUUAUUAUGUUUUUGGUUUAAAGUAGCUUUAUUUGGUGUAGUUUUGCAAGAAGAUUGCACUUUGAAAUUGACCAAAGUUUCUCUGAAGUGCGAUUGUGAUGCUUAAUCCACUAAGUUGUUCUGUAACUUUCUUGGAUUUUACGGUUUGUUUUGCUUGUUUCUGUUCUAAGGUGCUUUGCUUGGUGGAGUUUCGGAAAAAUGAUCUUUGGGAUGGAUAUAUGCUGAAUUUAAUAUCCGAUGCUAUUGGGGUGUAAAAUUGAAGUAAAUUUCUCUUUUUUAAACGCGAAAGAUUGAUCAAAACUGUUAAGCUUUGUUAGAUUGGUUCUCUAGUAAGUUUCCGUUGGGAAGCCGAUUGAAAAGUAGUGCUAAAAUUUUCCCUCAAACUGGCACCACAAGUCUUCCGAUGGAUUCUGACGGCUGUCCAGUGAUAAUGUAGUAUUUCCAGCCGUUGGAAAUUCGAUAAAGUCGAGUAGUCUACACUUUAGUCAAUAUUUUAGCAAAUUCACCAUUCACUUUUAUAAAUAUUAAAACGCGUAUGUGCUUGUUUACAUACGUGAAAGUGACAAGGAAAAGAUUAUAUGCAAUGUGGAUGUGAAGGACAUAGCCGAGCAUCUCAGGCUAACACUGAAGAAAGAGCAAGAAGAAAAGGAACAAAAGAGAAAGGAGAAAGUAGAGGAUCAUCUCUACACAAUCAUCAAGGUAGCUCGUGAUGAAGAUCUUGGUGAACAAAUCGGAAAGGAGAUUGAUUUUGAUCUUGUGGUCAUGAUAAAGUGCGUACUUUUCGUAUUCAGAAACAGAUACCAUUUACUCAAUUCAAGCAUGAGAAUGAAUUCAGUUUGCCCUUGUUUAAUAGAGAGGCGUCUGAAAUUUGUUUCUUCAACAACUUGAAAUAUGGAAGGAGGAAGUUGCUAAGGAAUUGGGUAUACCGGUGCAAUUUCAACGUUACUGGAUAUGGGCAAAACGCCAGAACCAUACGUAUCGGCCUAAUCGUACAUCGACAGCUCAAGAGCAAACUCAAUCCGUUGGUCAACUGAGAGACAAGAAUAAUGCUGAGUUAAAACUGUUUCUGGAAGUAGAAUUAUGCCUGGAUUUGCGACCUUUUCCUCCACUAGAGAAGACCAAGGAAGAUAUCCUUCUAUUUUUCAAACUUUAUGACCCCUUGAAAGAGAAGAUAAGGUAUGUUGGACGGCUUUUUGUAAAAGAAAGUGGCAAGCCACUGCAGAUACUAACAAAGCUAAAUGAGUUGGUUGGCUUUUCGCCUGACGAAGAAAUCGAACUUUUCGAGGAAAUAAAAUUUGAACCCAACGUGAUGUGUGAACGCAUUGACAGUAAGCUGAGUUUUUGUGAGUGUGAGAUAGGAGAUGGGGAUAUAAUUUGCUUUCAGAAAUCCCUUCGAAAUCACUGCAGUGAGCAAUAUCGCUUUCCUGAUGUUCCUUCGUUUUUGGAGUAUGUGCACAAUCGCCAGAUAAUCAAAUUGUCCAUCUUUGUUGGAUCGAAAUUUAUUACUUUGCUUCGUCUUUCGCUGCCGGAAGAGCUGGAAGUGGAUGUUCCUAGUUCCGACUUUCCUACUAAGAGACAUCAGCCUAUCGAAGUUGCACCAGCGGGCACAGCAAGUAUGGUUGAUGUACAGGCGGUGGAUGAUCUUGAGGCAGUCCGGUUCACUUGGACUAUCAAUAAUUUUUCAAGGUUGAUGGUGAAGGAGUUGUACUCUGAAGUUUUUAAUGUAGGAGGAUAUAAAUGGAGGAUAUGGAUAUUCCCAAAAGGGAACAAUGUAGUAGACUGUUUAUCAAUCUACUUGGAUGUGGCAGAUUCUGCAAGAUUGCCUUACGGGUGGAGUAGAUGUGCUCUGUUUAGCUUAGCUGUUCUCAAUCAAGUUCAGAACAAGUUAACUGUGAAAAAAGCUGUGGAGAAUUAUCAAACUGAGACUUUUCUGGAUAACUUAUUUCAGCGACUCAACACCAGUUUAAGGCAGGAGAGAGUGCCUGGGGGUUCAAAUCAUUCAUGUUUCUAAGUGCACUAAAUGAUCCCGGAAGAGGUUAUCUUGUGGAUGAUAGAGUCAUAAUUGAAGCUGAUGUUGUCAUGGCUUAAAGUCAGUGAUCGCUGAAGGAAAAUUCUUCUUCUUCUCUGAAAAUGUAUCUUAUUUUGACAAUGUGCAGAUAUUCCCUAUCAUGCUUUCCUUUAAAUGAGCAACUAUUAUAUCACUCAUAUCUCUUUUUCUUCUCUUUACUAAUGCAUGAACACACAAUCUUAGAGAUAUUUAUUUAAGUAAAAUGGUCAAAAUUACUUCUA
Nicotiana attenuata is the source of this 2917-nucleotide messenger RNA. Its product is annotated as ubiquitin carboxyl-terminal hydrolase 13-like. NCBI's taxonomy places the organism in Eukaryota, Viridiplantae, Streptophyta, Magnoliopsida, Solanales, Solanaceae. The transcript has 15 exons. Gene Ontology annotation, molecular function: protein binding. Bases 1938 to 2639 code for a protein of 233 amino acids. The record is from RefSeq and is a predicted model, not a curated record.